GCCUGGUUGGCGGGGGCGCGGGGCGGGGGCCUGCUGGGCCUGCUGGCCAAUCAGUGCCGCUUCGUCACGGGCCUGCGCGUGCGACGCGCGCAGCAGAUCGCGCAGCUCUACGGCCGCCUGUACUCCGAGAGCUCGCGCCGCGUCCUCCUCGGCCGCCUCUGGCGCCGUCUGCGCGGCCGUCCUGGCGAUGCCUCUGCCUUGAUGGCGGCGCUCGCCGGUGUCUUCGUGUGGGACGAGGAGAGGAUCCAGGAGGAGGAGUUGCAGAGAUCCAUUGAUGAGAUGAAACGGUUGGAGGAAAUGACAGAUGUGUUUCAGAACUCUGGGGUCGAGUGCCACCCUCCGGAACCAAAAUCCCAAAUAGAAGGGAAUGAAGAUUCAGAGGGCAAAGAGCAGCCGUGGGAAAUGGUGAUGGAUAAGAAACACUUCAAGCUGUGGCGGCGCCCAAUCACCGGCACCCACCUUUACCAGUACCGAGUUUUUGGAACCUACACAGAUGUGACACCCCGGCAGUUCUUCAAUGUUCAGCUGGACACAGAAUAUAGGAAAAAAUGGGAUGCCCUGGUGAUCAAGCUGGAGGUGAUCGAGAGGGAUGUGAUUAGCGGCUCGGAGGUUCUUCACUGGGUCACCCAUUUUCCGUAUCCGAUGUACUCGCGGGAUUAUGUGUAUGUCCGGCGGUACAGCGUGGAUCAGGAAAACAACGUGAUGGUGUUGGUGUCACGUGCUGUGGAGCACCCCAGCGUGCCAGAAUCUCCGGAAUUCGUUAGGGUCAGAUCAUAUGAAUCCCAAAUGGUUAUCCGUCCCCACAAGUCAUUUGAUGAGAAUGGCUUUGACUACUUGUUGACAUACAGUGACAAUCCCCAGACUGUGUUUCCUCGUUACUGUGUUAGUUGGAUGGUUUCCAGUGGCAUGCCAGAUUUCCUGGAGAAGCUGCACAUGGCCACCCUGAAGGCCAAGAACAUGGAGAUUAAAGUAAAGGACUACAUCUCGGCGAAGCCUCUGGAAAUGAGUAGUGAAGCCAAGGCCUCUGCCCAGGCCUCGGAGCGGAAGAGCGAGGGCAGCUGUGGCCCUGCUCGGAUCGAAUAUGCCUGAGGGCUUUGGGAUAAGAGGGGGCAGGCGCUUCUAGCCCUGUCUGGGUUCCUUGUCACUCUGCUACAGGAUGGGACAGGUCAUCUGUGUUAGAAGGCGUCUGCUGUAACCACCGUGCAAGAUAAUUCAGUAACUGCUGUCCAAUUUCAUUCAGAGCCCUUAGUGCUCCUUAUCAGAACAGAGGAGGCGACGUCCCUGGGGGAUAUUGUGGUAUUCUCAGGCCCCAUUUCGAAAUUCAGUAUUUCACUGAGCUCAUCUGGAACAGACUUCUCACUCAGGCUGGAGUGACUUCUGUUGGAUGCCUCUGAGUAGUUUCCUGUGCUGACAUUCCAAGCCCGCCGUUGGUGGUACAGCGCUUCGGAUUCUUCCAGUUCUGCACGUCCCCCCGGAAAGUGUACUUGGCUGGUUGGGUCUCAGUGGGUCACUGGGAGGGCUCUUGGUCACAGUCUUCGUGUGAAGGGUGUGAAUGGUACUUGACCGUGUUAAGUGCCUUGUCUUCACCUUGCUCUUAUCUUCUGCGACAUGAUAUUUGUACCAAGAGAUUUCUCUCCUGCCUGCCGAACACCACCCCGUUGACUGACCUGACAGGGCAGUUUCCUUGGAAUUGGCCAGUUCCAUGUUUAUGCACUGCGUUCACUGGCUCAUUGCCUCCUUCCUAACCUUUGCUCAUCUGCCAAAAGCACUGGGAGAUGCGUCCUUUCAGACAGUAGCUUUCUGAGGAAUCAGUGUUUGAUAGGGUCAGUGCAGAUGCUCAGAAUAUCACAUUUAAAUGUAUUUCACUUUAUUUUUUAACCCUUCUGUGAAAGCAGUUGCUGGGGAGUAGAGUGGCCUUUCUCCGCUACCCCUCUGUGCAGACACCAUUUUGUUACAGGCAUUCUUUUCGCACUUGAGGUUUGACCUGUCCUUCUUGGAAGGCUAAAGGCAGAGGAACCAGGGCUGUGCCACCCAGCUGUCUCUCAGAGCUGGCGCUGUUGGCAGGCUGUGUGAAUGAGUAGAUGGACUCUUGCCCCAAAUACUAAUAGAGUAGGGAUAUGGUUUUUGUUACCUUCUUGUUCCUGCCGGUGGUAUGGUGGUUAAGGCGGCUGGAUCCCACG
Tupaia belangeri chinensis (Chinese tree shrew) is the source of this 2180-nucleotide messenger RNA. It is a transcript of the gene STARD7, whose product is annotated as StAR related lipid transfer domain containing 7. NCBI's taxonomy places the organism in Eukaryota, Metazoa, Chordata, Mammalia, Scandentia, Tupaiidae. Gene Ontology annotation, molecular function: lipid binding. The record is from RefSeq and is a predicted model, not a curated record.